CCACGUUUAUUUCUGAUUAUUUGCGUUGUAGUUGGUUUGUGAAAUGAAACAGGACAAUUUGUAAAAAACGCUUAUCCUGGAUGUGGGGUACGCACUCGACCCAGCAGUGUUCCUGGAAGGAGUUACGCUAUUCGAGGGGAGAGUCCAUGUCGAGUUUUUAAAAAAAAGCAAGUCCAGGACCGGAUCAGGACCCAUGUUCUAGAGCGUCUUCGGAUUCUGCGUUCCGGCGCUACCCCUCCAAUGCUACAACUUGGAGAAGUUUUCCAGAGUCGGUGAGGGUAAGUCUAAAAAGUCUAAAAAGAGUUGACCCAAACCCAGGUGAUCGUUCCUUAGCCUCUUCCUCUAGCCUGGACCCUGAGAACAAAGGCGCACGAGAGGAGAAAGGUGACCAGCUGGACAGCGCUGGUCACGUCCAAACGGAAGCCCCUCUCCCCUAGCUCCUUCGUCCCAAGAAGGAAGCUUUUAAAGGAGACUCCCUCACCCCACCCUAAGUAUCCAUCACCCUGCUCAGGCGCACCUGGGGAGACCGCCCCGAAAGCCCAAGAGGAAGCUCAGAGCUGCGGCGGCCGCGGAGCCACUCGGCGGUAUGACGCAGGGUCCAACCGGGAUUGCCCGACCCCAGGCGGGAGAGACGAUUCUUGUAGAUUUCGGGGGAGGGGGCUGCGCUCCAUUGUUCACUCCGUGCCAAUCAGGGUUUGCCCACUUCCUCCCAGCCAAUCCCACUUCAACCCCGCCUUCCACCCAACCUUCCCCGCCCAUCAGCCCCCAGGUCCCCAUCACCUCCCCGGCUUCCCUAGCAGUUCUGGGGAAGCUUCGUGACGCCACAGGUCCCGCCCCCAGCUCCGGCCCGGGGCGAGUGCGUGCUGACGUCAUGCUGCGUGCGGGCCGGUGCGGAAUCGCUCCUUCAACUCCGCGGGGCAGGAGGAGUUAGUUAGCAAAGAGCAGAGGCUGGGCGCACGACCCUCGUCCUUCUGCCCCUGGCCGCACACUUUGCGCACAUCUCUUUUCUGCAUGGUGGAUAUUAUUUUUCAUUAUCCUUUUCUGGGUGCUAUGGGGGAUCAUUCCAAGAAGAAGCCCGGGACGGCCAUGUGCGUGGGCUGCGGGAGUCAGAUCCACGACCAGUUUAUCCUGCGUGUAUCGCCCGACCUCGAGUGGCACGCCGCUUGCCUGAAGUGCGCCGAGUGCAGCCAGUACCUGGACGAGACGUGCACGUGCUUCGUGAGAGACGGGAAAACCUACUGCAAACGGGACUACGUCAGGCUGUUCGGGAUCAAGUGCGCUAAGUGCCAGGUGGGCUUCAGCAGCAGCGAUCUGGUGAUGCGGGCGCGGGACAGCGUAUACCACAUCGAGUGCUUCCGCUGCUCAGUGUGCAGCCGCCAGCUGCUGCCGGGCGACGAGUUCUCGCUGCGGGAGCACGAGCUGCUCUGCCGCGCCGACCACGGCCUCCUGCUCGAGCGCGCCGCGGCCGGCAGCCCGCGGAGCCCCGGCCCACUGCCCGGUGCCCGGGGCCUGCAUUUGCCAGACCCUGGGGCGGGCCGGCAGCCCUCGCUGCGCCCGCACGUGCACAAGCAGACGGAGAAGACAACCCGCGUGCGGACCGUGCUCAACGAGAAGCAGCUGCACACACUGCGAACGUGCUACGCGGCCAACCCGCGGCCCGACGCGCUUAUGAAGGAGCAGCUGGUGGAGAUGACCGGUCUGAGCCCGCGGGUUAUCCGCGUCUGGUUCCAGAACAAACGAUGCAAAGACAAGAAGAAAUCCAUUCUCAUGAAGCAGCUGCAGCAGCAGCAGCACAACGACAAGACGAGCCUCCAGGGACUGACCGGGACGCCCCUCGUGGCGGGCAGCCCUAUCCGCCACGAAAGCGCGGUGCAGGGCAGCGCAGUCGAGGUGCAGACGUACCAGCCGCCGUGGAAAGCACUCAGCGAGUUCGCCCUCCAGAGUGACCUGGACCAACCUGCCUUCCAGCAGCUGGUCUCCUUCUCCGAGUCCGGCUCCCUGGGUAACUCCUCCGGCAGCGACGUGACCUCCCUGUCCUCGCAGCUCCCCGACACCCCCAACAGCAUGGUGCCAAGUCCGGUGGAGACGUGAGGGGGACCCCUCCCCGUCAGCCGGCGGACCUCGCAUGCUCCCUGCAUGAGACUCACCCAUGCUCAGGCCAUUCCAGCUCCGAAAACUCUCUCGCCUUUUAAAUUCUCAUUAUUGCUAUUUAAAGAGAGAGGGCCGAGAGAAACGGUCAGGACAGCCAUAAGCGCCAGGACGCAACCUGCUUUCGCCAGACUGGAGACCCCUGCUCCGAAGACUUUAUUUUUUCACGACCAGAAUUUGAGAUUUACCAGGGUUAGGUCUGCUCUCGCCUCCCCCACGCACCGUGGCCGCUGCCGCUCUGUCUCUCCUCGCCCC
Loxodonta africana (African savanna elephant) is the source of this 2403-nucleotide messenger RNA. RefSeq names its product ISL LIM homeobox 2 (gene ISL2). Lineage: Eukaryota; Metazoa; Chordata; Mammalia; Proboscidea; Elephantidae. Gene Ontology annotation, biological process: neuron fate specification; positive regulation of transcription by RNA polymerase II; axonogenesis. Gene Ontology annotation, cellular component: nucleus. The coding region runs from base 1012 to 2091 and encodes 359 amino acids. The record is from RefSeq and is a predicted model, not a curated record. The transcript is spliced from 6 exons. Gene Ontology annotation, molecular function: DNA-binding transcription factor activity, RNA polymerase II-specific; cis-regulatory region sequence-specific DNA binding.